UUCAACCUCUUCAGACCGACCGCAGACAACAAGACACACCAACACUUCUCCCUGCACAGCGAGGACUCUCAGACGCUGCAGAGACUCUGGCCAGGAAGAUGAAGAAGAUGAAGGGGGCACUGCUGAUUGUUCCCAUUGCACUGGUGGUCUUAGGGUUAGGGUUCAUGUAUAAUGACGGUGACACAGCUAUGAUCACAACUAAAAGAUCACCAAAGAAUCCUACUGUACAAACUCCAACCGUGACUCCUGAUUCUGCAGAAGAGCAAUGGACCACAGGGUCUCCUCGGUCAAAUUUGAAUGGGAAGAUGGUCACGCUGUCUCAUAAUGGAGGAGGAGGAGUAGCUUUCUAUCCCACUUAUUACGUUAAUACCUCUGACUACCAAACUACUCCACCCCCAACUCGUUCUUACCCCUAUCGUCUCUACCCCUAUGGAUCCUACUCAGAUCGUCCCUACUACUAUUCAAACUACCGCAAUCGAUUCUACCCCACUCAAGCCUACCGCAAUCGAUUCUACCCCACUCAAGCCUACCGCAAUCGAUUCUACCCCACUCAACCCUACCGCAAUCGAUUCUACUUCAAUGAACCCUACCGCAAUCGAUUCUACCCCGCUCAAACCUACCCCGAUAAAUUCUACCCCACUCAAGCCUACGCCAAACCUGCCACCACUCCCACCACUCCCUACCCCACUACUCGCUACACCCGUCCCUACACCACCACUCGCUACCCUUAUUGGACCACUCAAUACCCUAAUUGGACCACGGCACCUACCACUGCUGGUGUGUCAGUGUGUGUGCGUUACCUCACUGACUUUGACGAGAGAGGAAACCCCACCCUCUUCACCCUGAGUCCGUCCAGCAGAACCGCUCUGAGGCUGACAGCCACGUCCAAUGGUUGGUAUACGCUGGCCUGGGACAGAUUCAGUUACUACAAGCUGAGCUUAAGAUCCAACAAUAGGUUCUGGUCAAACAUUGGACCGGAGCUCUGGACCAGAGUCUGCCUCACAGUGGACACCAUUAAGAACGUGGCCCAGGUGUUCAGCGGCUCGACCAUGAGCAUCAGGAAGAUGCUGCCGAUUAAGUAUGUGUGGUCAGGUGAGCCAGUGAUUGAGUUUGCGGGUUUUGACGGUCAGGUGACAGAUGUCCAGAUGUGGGAUUAUCCUCUCGCCUACAACGAAAUCUUCAACUACAUGAGCGGCGGUGUCUACAGUUCGUACAGCGGCUCCGUCCUCACCUGGUCCAACAUCGGAUAUAAUCUCAGAGGAAAUACGCUGUUGGAGCAAAGGUACGAGAUGAAGGAAAACGAGAUGAAGGAAGACGAGAAGAGCAGCGAGAAGAGCAGCAAAAAGGAAAAAAAGAGUCGUGUAACGUGGGAGAAGAUGUACAGGAAGCUUUUGAAAGAAAUUGGAAGGAGAGAGAGAAAGAAAUUCUCACAGCUUUAAUAACAUGAGAAUGUGUUUAAUAUUCAAAAAUCUACCAACAGCUUUCGAGCUUCUUUUGUACUUUGCUUACAACAUUGUAACUGCAAUCCCUGCCAUCAUCUGAGCUUUCUCUAAUAAUGGUCGGGGUUUUAUUUUUAUAUACAAAGAGGGGGAGGGGGAGGGGGGACAAAACGCCUUUCUAUUGUACAGCUGAGGUGUAUUUUCAUCAUACAUUUAUGUUACUAUGGUUUCAUACUGACUGUGCAGACCAAUGUUGUGCUGAGCUCAAUCAUAAAAGUAUUAAAGAUGUUACUGAUUUGAUAAGUUCAUGUGAUUAUAACAGAAUAAACAUCUUUAUAUUGCUCUUUUAAAUGUUUCCUAAUUUUGUAAUUGUUAAAAAAAAACAAUAAAAAAGACAUUG
Scomber japonicus (chub mackerel) is the source of this 1839-nucleotide messenger RNA. RefSeq lists its product as uncharacterized. The transcript is spliced from 5 exons. Bases 99 to 1439 code for a protein of 446 amino acids. NCBI's taxonomy places the organism in Eukaryota, Metazoa, Chordata, Actinopteri, Scombriformes, Scombridae. The record is from RefSeq and is a predicted model, not a curated record.